Plasmodium reichenowi is the source of this 136-nucleotide messenger RNA. RefSeq names its product oxoacyl-ACP synthase. The annotation marks the transcript as partial. NCBI's taxonomy places the organism in Eukaryota, Apicomplexa, Aconoidasida, Haemosporida, Plasmodiidae. The record is from RefSeq and is a predicted model, not a curated record. The transcript has a single exon. Gene Ontology annotation, molecular function: acyltransferase activity.
GUUAUCAAUGCAUCGUCUACUCCUCAAAAUUUAUUUGGUGAUGCAAAUAAUAUUAGUAACAAAAUUGGAUGUAAAAAUAGUGUUAAUAUGGAUCUAACGGCUGCAUGUACAGGUUUUAUUUUUGCUUUUGUUACAG